CUAAAAUGAAUGAAAGAUCCGACAGAGCGUCUUGAUAGGCAGAGUUCUGUGUCAGUCCGUGUCGAGCAGUAGAGGAACUUUUCUCUCAAUCGUAUAAUCGUAUACUUAUACGAUUAAUUAUGUCUUCUAGUUAUCUGUGUAGUUAAGAAACUAGAUUUUUGCACGCGUCGUCUUCUACGCAGUUUUUAUGUAACUACACAGACAAAAAGAAGCGUUUGAGCUCAUGACGCCAGUGAGUGUUUGUGGAGAAAUGAAGAUGUCCAGGAGCGGAUCAGGUCUCCAGCCUCUUAAAGCUACUUUUCCCUUCACACUGCACAAACCAGCUGGAGCUGCCGUCACAAAUAUCACUUCAGGUGAUUGGACCAAAUCAGAGUGGCGUCUGCAGACUCGGAUUCGGCGCACUCUAUCUUUGGAUGCGAUUGUGGGUCCGUACUUGCAAGGCCAGUGGCCCAAAGUGGGUGACAAACACAGUCCCAGCAGACACUGCAGGGAAGACAAAUCCACACAGACGCCACAAGCAUGGUUAGCUGGAGCUGAAACGACAGCUGUUAGAUUUCACAAACGCUCGGCAUCAUGGGGAAAUGCAGAACAUCUCCAGGAUGGAAGUGACGUGUGUGCAAGUUCAUCGUUUUCCAAGUUGAAACAACAACUGCAACAGAAGCAAAGGUCAGCUUUUCCAGUAGACAACCAAGAGAAACUGCACAACCAACAUCAGUCCUCGGCUACAUCAUUGACUCGACUGCCAUCACGUCUGCGACACAGUGAAGAGAGACUAGAUCAGGAGCUGGAGAAAGUCUUCAUACAUCAUUCACCGAUUGGCAACUGUAGACUAUAUGAGGUUCCUGAUGGCCACAGGGCUCCUGUUCCACACCUGAGCUCCAGGAGUGGAUUUCAGAUCGAGUCUUCUUGUGUAGCUUCCCAGUCCUCUUCAUCUUCAGCCACAUCUUGCUCUCCGCAACGCCUUUUAGAUCUUGACACUGCUGAUUGUGAACCCGCUCUGUCCUCAGUUGAGGAGGUCAACUCAUGUAUCCUGAUGUUAUCUUCAUCACCACGGCCUAAUAACAGCUACUGCUUUCAGAGAGAUCCACCAGAGGGCUGUGAGAGAGUCCGAGUAUGUGAAGAGAACGUCCCUCCAGGCUUGGACCAGGUGUAUGUGUCCUCUUGCCCCGACCCCAACAAAGUGAACUUCACCACACACACUGGCUCAGCCUUCUGCCCUGUCAAUCUCCCGAAGCCCCUCCUUCCUCCUCCAGUGGACUUCCUGAUCUGCAGCCUCUCAGUUUCUCCAGGGUCCUGCUGGGUGGGACAGUGAUGACUUGAUAAGAAAAGAAAAAGAGAGAUAGAGAUGAAGCGAUUGUGUCUUUAAAAACACUCAGUACUUUGCUUGUAAUGUUGCACUUGCUUCAGCAUCCUUACUACUAGAAAUUACAUUUUUCAUUGUUGAAAAAUGUAUACAUUUAUUUUCUAAUUUAAAAAAUAAUUGUGAUAAGAGAGUGCCAGCUUUCUUUAUAUGGCUCACAGUGAGAGUGGUGAAAAUAUCCUAUUGGAAUGGCAGACAUGAUAAAUUUAUGGUUUAACAAUAAUUCAAUUGAAUAUUGAAUGUUGAAUAGGAAAGAAUAAGUAGAUUUCGUUGUUAUGUAAAGACAAAUGGUACUAUUAAGACAAUGCUUGUAUUUUAAAUCAGUAUUUUACCACCCACUUCAGCGUUAUAAUGAACAAAUUAUAUUGGCAAUUGUUUUAUUUUUUAUAUUUUACCUUCGCUUCAUUUAGUUACAGUUAUUGAAAAGAUUGAAGAAGGUACUGUGGGUGGGUAUAUUCGUGUAAUUUAAAGGGAUAGUUCACCCAAAAAUGAAAAUUUGAUGUUUAUCUGCUUACCCCCAGGGCAUCCAAGAUGUA
Megalobrama amblycephala (Wuchang bream) is the source of this 1896-nucleotide messenger RNA. It is a transcript of the gene fam117ab, whose product is annotated as family with sequence similarity 117 member Ab. The transcript is spliced from 8 exons. The record is from RefSeq and is a predicted model, not a curated record. Bases 224 to 1312 code for a protein of 362 amino acids. Lineage: Eukaryota; Metazoa; Chordata; Actinopteri; Cypriniformes; Xenocyprididae.